This is a messenger RNA of Vigna unguiculata (cowpea), 1453 nucleotides long. RefSeq names its product chitinase-like protein 1. The record is from RefSeq and is a predicted model, not a curated record. Gene Ontology annotation, molecular function: chitinase activity. Gene Ontology annotation, biological process: chitin catabolic process; cell wall macromolecule catabolic process; carbohydrate metabolic process. Lineage: Eukaryota; Viridiplantae; Streptophyta; Magnoliopsida; Fabales; Fabaceae.
AUUAUCCACCGUCGAUUCCUCUAAAGUGUUCGAUCUAUAAUCUCACACAGAGUAAGCACGCAUAACGCCAUAGGAGAAGGACCUUUUACCAGAAAAACUCGUAGUGUUAUUAUUAUUUGGUCGAUUCUCCUUCUUCUCUGUACGUGAAGAGAGAGAGAGAGAGAGAGAGAGAGAGAGAGAGAAAUGGAGAGGGCGAAGCGAAACGCUGUUUUGGCAAUCGCGUUGGUGGUACUCGCGGUGGCGGCGGCGCGUGUGGAGGCGCAGGAGAACUCAGACGUGAAGACGCUGGUGAAAUACAAGCGCGGGAAGAAGUACUGCGACAAAGGGUGGGAAUGCAAGGGGUGGUCAAUUUACUGUUGUAACCUCACUAUAACCGACUAUUUCCAGACCUACCAGUUCGAGAAUCUGUUCUCCAAGCGGAACACUCCGGUGGCGCACGCUGUCGGAUUCUGGGACUACCACUCAUUCAUCGCCGCUGCCGCGCUCUUCGAGCCUCAAGGUUUCGGCACCACCGGCAACAAGACCAUGCAGAUGAUGGAGAUUGCCGCUUUCCUCGGACAUGUCGGCAGCAAGACCUCUUGUGGUUAUGGAGUGGCUACUGGAGGACCUCUUGCUUGGGGUCUUUGUUACAAUCAUGAAAUGAGUCCUAUGCAGUCAUACUGUGAUGAGUAUUUCAAACUCACAUAUCCCUGUACUCCCGGUGCUGAGUACUACGGACGUGGAGCUAUUCCCAUUUUCUGGAACUACAACUAUGGUGCUGUUGGAGAAGCUUUGAAGGUGGAUCUUCUAAGCCAUCCAGAAUACAUAGAGCAGAAUGCAACCCUUGCUUUCCAGGCUGCAAUAUGGAGAUGGAUGACACCAAUAAAGAAGUAUCAACCCUCUGCUCAUGAUGCCUUCGUUGGCAACUGGAAGCCUACCAAGAAUGACACUAUGGAGAAUCGCGUUCCUGGUUUUGGCACUACAAUGAACAUUCUCUAUGGGGAUGGUGUUUGUGGUCAAGGUGAUGUGGACACCAUGAACAAUAUCGUUUCCCAUUACAUGUACUAUCUUGAUCUUCUUGGAGUUGGUAGAGAAGAGGCCGGACCCCAUGAAUUACUUACAUGCGCUGAGCAGGUUCCUUUCAAUCCAUCUUCCAAAGCUGCCUCAUCAACUUAGAUUACAUUUAUUAGCAUGCGAUGAUACUGUUGUGCCAAUCCCUUUUAAAGUGUAAGUUAAUAAGGGUUCUUUAAAUUAUUGGUAUGCAAUAAUUUUGAACUGUGUAUGGCAGUGUGCGGAUUCAUUUAGCUUUUCUUCGUUGCUGUGUAGUAGUUAAGUCAUAUUGUAAUACCAUACGGCGUGAAAAAUUUGUAUCUGGUAUAUAUGUACGUUGUGGGGGCAUUUUGUCGUUAUCAUUAUUACAUAUACAUUCCUUGGUUGCAAUGUAAAUUUGAAUAUCUUCAUUUCUUUGAAGUCA